AUGGAACCCCCACCGAUCAAGCCACCACUUCCACCGGAACCAUCGGAUAAACACAUCCAAAUGGAGGUAGAACCACCUCAACACUCCUAUAAGGAAAUGCUCCUGGACAAACAAGUGAGCAACCAAACCAACUACUACGACAUGGACAACAAGUCAAUUCCACAGAUGGAUAAAGGUAAGCACAUUGAAGGCUCAAUUCCCCUCUCACAAGAGGAAAAAGAACGCCUUUAUAUGCCAUGGAGAUACUCGGUAAUUAUCAAAAUAUUCAAAAGAAAGAUGCCUCACCACAUGCUUCGCUCUAAGCUAAUUGACCAAUGGAAGCCAUCUGAACAGUUAAUCUUGAUUGACCUAGGGUGGGACUUCUACAUAGUAAAAUUUAGCUUAGAGGAAAACAUGGUGAAGGCACUGCACCUAGGGCCUUCGUUUAUCUCUGGAAACUUCCUAUCAGUACGAAAAUGGAAACCAAAAUUUAUCCCCCAAGAAGCCACCCUCACCUCUACCGCCAUUUGGAUACGGUUACCCCAACUGCCAACAGAGUUCUAUGACAAGGUUAUAUUAGAAAAAGUUGGGAGGAAAUUAGGCAAACUCCUCAAGAUAGGUCAAUGCACAUCCUCUACCCUAAGGGGGAGAUAUGCACGCAUCUGUAUCCAAGUACCUCUAGAAACUCCAAUGGAAACAACAGUAAUCAUAGGAGAUCAUAAGCAGGCAGUGGUUUAUGAAGGCGAAGGAACCCUUUGCACCAGUUGCGGCAGGAUAGGGCACACUGCUCCUUAG
Molecule: messenger RNA, 774 nt
Organism: Nicotiana attenuata
Lineage: Eukaryota; Viridiplantae; Streptophyta; Magnoliopsida; Solanales; Solanaceae
Exons: 1
Coding region: 1-774 (257 amino acids)
Source: RefSeq, a predicted model, not a curated record